Molecule: messenger RNA, 1642 nt
Organism: Bactrocera latifrons
Lineage: Eukaryota; Metazoa; Arthropoda; Insecta; Diptera; Tephritidae
Product: putative inorganic phosphate cotransporter
Exons: 4
Coding region: 97-1590 (497 amino acids)
Biological process (GO): transmembrane transport; monoatomic anion transport
Cellular component (GO): plasma membrane
Molecular function (GO): transmembrane transporter activity
Source: RefSeq, a predicted model, not a curated record
UUGAACGUAUUUCAGUGUUGAAAAGUGCGCGAAAAAUUUCGGAAACUUUUUUAAAAUAAACCAAAAAGUGAAAAAGAAGCAAAUAACAGUAACUAAAUGGUGACUCCUUCGGAAAAGGCGCCGCUCUUUGGAAUACGCCAUCUGCAGGCACUGCUGCUCUUUUUCAAUAUAACUGUGGUCUAUGUGAGUCGUUUAAAUAUAUCCGUGGCUUUAGUAGCCAUGACGAACGCCAACACAACGAAUCCAGAUUUUCCGGAAUUUGACUGGAAUGAGCAGCAAAAAUCUUACGUACUCUCCAGCUUUUACUGGGGCUAUGUACUCACACAGUUUCCCGGUGGUUAUUUGAGUCGUCGUUUCGGCGCCAAAAUAACUAUACUCGUCGCCACAUUCGCCUCCGCUGUUUGCAGCUGUAUAACGCCUGCCGGCGUGCGCCUCGGCGGUUGGCCCGUAUUUUGUGUCAUACGUCUGUUACAAGGUCUCUUCCAAGGCGUUAUCUUUCCUGCCAUACACGACCACCUCGCCAAGUGGUCGCCCUUGCAUGAACGCAAUCUCUUAGGAGCGCUUAGUCUCUCCGGCACUGACUCUGGUACAGUUGUAGCAUUGGCGUCAAGCGGUCUCAUUGCCAGCAGUUCGCUGGGCUGGCCAGGUAUUUCAUAUGUGUCUGCGUCGCUAUGUUUUGCAUGGUGCGCAGUUUGGCUCGUAUUCGCCGCAGAUAAUGCACCUUCCUCAAAGUUCAUCACGUCGCAAGAGUGCAAGUAUAUUGAGACAUCACUUGAACGCAAUGAUGAUUUCCACAAACGGAGAAUACCAGUACCAUGGCGUGCAAUAUUCACUUCGGUACCGUUUCUAGCAUUCCUCGUGGGACGUUGCGCCGAGGCUUGGGGCUUCACCACACUGCAGUCACAAAUACCAUCCUACAUGAAUGGCGUACUGAACAUGGAAAUCAAGAAGAAUGGUCUAUUCUCGGCCCUACCCUAUCUGACAAUGUGGUUUUCAUUGUACAUCUACUUAGCGAUAGCAAAUCUACUUACCAAACGCAAUAUACUCUCGCUGACAGCGAUGCGCAAGACGAUUAACACAAUCUCACUAUGGAUACCAUCGCCCUUGCUAAUAGGUAUCGGUUUCUUGGACUCCUCUCAGCCAACACUUGCAAUCGUGUUGAUGACUCUCAAUAUAGGUAUCAAUGGCGGCUCAACCAUAGGCAGUACACUCAACUCGAUUGAUCUGGCGCCUAAUCAUGCGGGCAUACUAAUGGGAUUAUCUAAUACUAUCGUAAAUAUUGUGCCGAUCCUCUCGCCGCUACUUGUAGGCGUUAUUGUGACAGAUAAUCACAAUCGUACGCAAUGGCAAAUCAUCUUCGCAAUCGCCGCCGUGAUUUUCUUCCUGGGCAAUCUGUUUUACAUUAUUUGGGGGACCUCGGAAACUCAGCCCUGGAACUCGGUGGAUUUUCAUCAAGAGAAAGACGCAGAAAAGACUGUGUGCAAGCAAGUUACUGUAGGGAAAGCAGUCGAACAUUUGGAAAAUGUACAAAAUGAGAAAAAAGAAGAGAUUGAUGAUAAAUAUAGUUCUGUUGAGAGCACAAGACUUUAAAGUAUUUAUAAAUUAGUUAGUGUGUAGCACAAGUAUUAUAUUUAAUAUAGUU